GAGAAACGCUGAUAGAACAUAUACGUCAUCACGAUCGUAUAAAAACCCUAAAACCCUUAAUUUCAGAGAGAGAGAGAAAGAGAGAAAGGGGAUAGAGAUAUCUAAACCUAGAGUGAGGUAAGAGCAAUGGAGGGAGGUGGGAGUGACAAUAUACUAGUCCCAGAAUCAGUAAUAGAGGUAGUGAAGAGAAUAUCUUCUAACAUGGAAGAAUUCAGAACCCAUUUCGUCGACUUCUUGUCUCUCUGCGACCCUCAAGUUCUCUCUGAAAUGCUUCCUUUACAACGUGCUCAGUCUCUCCUCUUGCUCGCCAAGGCCACUACAACUCUCUUCACCUUGAAAUUGAGGUGCAGUGGUGUUUGCCCAGAUGACCACCCUGUGAAAUCAGAGCUUGAGAGAUUAAGGUUGUAUCAAGAAAAACUACAACGGUUCAUUGAUUUGAGUAAAGCGCCGCUAAGACCUUCAACUACCUUGAAUUACCAGGCAGCAACACGUUUUAUUGAGCAUUCAUUGCCCGAUCUUACUUCAGAGCAGAGGCAAAGUAUGAGGGAUAUCAGUAGAGGAGAGGGCCCAAAGAUUAAGUAUGUGGAGAGAAGUGUCCACAAGAAGAGAAAAUGUCAGUCAUCUGGGCAACAAUCUGUCCGUACUGCUACCCAGGAAUUUCUUGAGAAAGCAGCCCGUGAGCUUCUUGGUGAUAAUAAAAAUGGUUUUAAGGGACCUCUGCAGCCUGAGGAUUUAGAUGAAGAUGACCUAUCCAUGGAUUGACACUGCUUUAAAUGCACAAAUUGUUAUUGGCCACUUGAGAGGCUAUGUAUACCAGCUCGAGCUGGCUUCUCAUGGUUUGAUGAUUGUUUUUAUCUACUUGACGGAGUAUUGUAACUUGCAAGUGUUCUGCGUGGUUCUGAUUUCCCCGUUUGAGCCAGAAUACAGUUUGGACUUCAAGGAUUGUCCCAUCUAUAAAUACAGAACCCUGUGGGAGACUUUUACAUGCUUGGACAGAUCUCUUGAAGAGGCGUUACUCUGCAGAGCUUAUUAGUGAUUAUUUUCUAAGCUUUCUACAUAUCAUUAUUUCUUGAGUUUGUGAGAACUUUGGUGGAUUCCAAGGCUUUAGUGGAUCAUGUUCAGUUCGUGGUGGGUUCCAGAGGUAUCGUGGGCUCGACACUCAAUCAUCGAUUGAAGAAAGAGAUCAUGGAUUCGUUCAGUACAAGCAGCACACCCGCAAGCUUGUGGAUUCAACACCUAAGGCUCAUGGAUUUGGCUAUGUUCCCGUGGUUUUUACCGUUGGAAUUUGCACGUCUUGUUGUGUGUGAUUGCUUUACUUUAUGCUUUAUUAAUAAUUGUGUAAUAAAUUAAUCAAUCCUAUUCAAUGGGCAAAACCACAUCCGUAUCGACGUCACGAAAAUUUCAUUAUUUAUUCUUUAAAAGUCAUUGCGGCAUGUAAUAUCAAAUUUAUACAUGUUUCUUAAAAUUUUAUACCUUUUUCUCAUCUCUUUUUUCUUUGUAAGUCAUUGUGGCUAGGUAACAUCAAAUUUAUACAUGUUUUUGAAUUUAUAAACCUUUUUCUCAUCUUUGUUUUCCUUUACAAAUCAUUUUUGAACUUCUAGUCAGCAUGAAAAGUGUGGAGUUUUGUCUUUCCAAUUUCUGUUAACCUUGAAAGUUUGCAUUUAAAUGGUAUUUGUGGUUGAGGACUUGUAUAGCUUUAGUUAUAAUCUGCUUUCUGACAAUUCUCUUUUUUCUUUUUUCU
Camellia sinensis is the source of this 1741-nucleotide messenger RNA. RefSeq lists its product as uncharacterized. Gene Ontology annotation, cellular component: exosome (RNase complex); nucleolus. Lineage: Eukaryota; Viridiplantae; Streptophyta; Magnoliopsida; Ericales; Theaceae. Gene Ontology annotation, molecular function: RNA binding; DNA binding. The record is from RefSeq and is a predicted model, not a curated record. Gene Ontology annotation, biological process: regulation of gene expression; maturation of 5.8S rRNA.